CGAAUUUCCGAAUGGGGACCGCAGUAUAUCGGAAUACCGUGCAAAUCCCUGCCCAGUCCGUAAGCUCACCGUGCCACAACUCUCUCCACAGUGUCUUGACGUAUGCUCCGUCUUACUCUCCAUACGGUAUCACGAUAGUUGAGAGACGUCCCCGAAAAGAAGAUAAAUAGGACCCAUCGGCGCCGCCAAAGAACUCAUCACACAACCACAACUCGACUCAACAAUCCAACCAUUCAAACCAACUACCACACUUCUCCGCAUUCCAACUUUCAAAUCCCUCUCCAAGCAACCAAGCAACCAAUUUCUCAAACCCUACCCAAACCACCAACAAAAUGCCUUUCACCGUCGCCGUCUUCGUCUCCCGCAACCCGGAGCUCACCCCCGCCGAGUUCCAAUCCGCCUACGACCAGUACCUCCCCAAGAUGAAAGAAAUCGUCGGCGACGAGGCCAAGCCCGAUUCCAUCACGCGCUACUACGUGCGCCGCAGCAAGUCGGACGCUUCCAAGCCGCUCUCCUACACCAAGGACGGCGAGGACUUCGAGUACGACCUCGUUGCUUUCUUGAACUUCGCCGACGAGAGCGUCGCCCGCAAGUUCCACGAGAAGUACGCCGAGAACAAGGAGAAGAUUGCGGGGGGCCUGAGCAAGAUUGCGCAGGUGGAGAAGAGCAGGCUUAUUGGCGUUGAGGAGGCUAAGAUCUGAGCGGGAGGUCUUCUGGAUUUGAUUGCGCUUGGCCUUGGGAUAGAGAUAGACUGGGUUUUUCUUUGGUGCUGGGUGUGCGGGAAUUUUGGAUGUAAUUAGACAGACGGCUUAGAGAUGGAAUGAUGCAUUGAAAACACACCCUGCCUCUUUGAUGUUCUUUCGGUGAUGUCUGAUGUUGCUGCCUUAGGGACAGGCGCAGUCCAACGCAGCCUUGGAGGGCUUCGCAAUCCGCCCUCUGCGAAAAGAGUGUAAUUAGAUCAUUAGACUGAUACCGCGCGCUUCU
Molecule: messenger RNA, 984 nt
Organism: Trematosphaeria pertusa
Lineage: Eukaryota; Fungi; Ascomycota; Dothideomycetes; Pleosporales; Trematosphaeriaceae
Exons: 1
Coding region: 333-701 (122 amino acids)
Molecular function (GO): oxidoreductase activity
Source: RefSeq, a predicted model, not a curated record